AUGUACCUGGACAGGUUCCACGAUUACCCGUGGUGUCGAGUUGCCUUCAAGCACCUCAUGACAGCUGUCAAAGGAGUAGACUUAGACAAGUCCGGUUUCGCAAUGGAUGGGUUCGUCGAAGUCCUCCAAGUUUGGGCCUAUCACUGCAUGCCUGAGUUUGCAAGAAAGUACGGAGCCCCUCUUCCAUCCAAUCCAACUCCACCAGUCUUGGCGUAUAAGGGUGUCAAGGGCCGAAGAUACAUCGCGGAGGCCAUGCUGAAGCAGGUUAAUUUCAACAACUGGACCGCUGUGGAGGAUAGGACUCAGGUGUACCCGCGGUGGGAUGAUGUUGUAGACGACGGGGAUGUCGACAAUAUCGUCAAGGCAUUGCACGGUGAGCUUGGUGGUCGUUGGAGGUGGAAGAUGACUGACUGGAUUGAGGCGGGUGUAUUGGUGGCAAGGCAUCCUCGGGUGGAGGAGUCUAAGAGCCAGAGAGGAAUCACUGAGACGGAAUCCGUUUCACAGAAGAGGCAUUGUCCUUGGAGUCCUUCACUCGGCCAGGGGAUCGAGGAGAGUUUGCAGAGUUCACCAACACCAUCUUUGGUGAGCUCAAAGUGGGGUUUCAGAAGUACGACCGGAAGCUCACAUCGACCACGAAGCUCUGUCCUUCAGAAGUCUCCCUUCCUAGGAAACAUCACAGUCAAGGUAAUCAUCACCAAGAAGCCACGAGUGACCGCACAACCAUACAAUCCCUUUGCCGUGGAAGACAAACAAGUCCGUAAAGAGCUCAACGCCUUUCUGAAAAGCACACCUGGGUACCCGAAGAAUGACAAGGAUUUAUAUCCUUUGCGUUACUGGUGGUGGGAACUGAUUACGCAGCCUCAGUGGCUAUCCGACUCGCAGGUGGAUGCGGCUAUUAACGUCCUACGUCUUCGGAUGCAUGAACACCCGGAAUGGUUCAGAAGUGAACGCAUAUGCCUGGUUGACAGUGGUCUCAGCUUGUUCAGGCCUUCAAAGUAUGAAAUGUUCAUGAAGUCAGAGCCUAAUGUAUGGGGUCUGGGGAAGUUUUUACCACCGGACUCAAUGGAUUACUACUAUGGGAAGAAGCCAGAGUACUGCCAAUCACUCAAGAGAUGGGGCCGCGACGUUGACGACAUAUACAUCCCUCUUAACGUCGACCAGACACACUGGAUUGCUCUAAUGGUGUCGAUCCCAAAUAGGCACAUUGUGGUCUGGGAUAGUUUACCUUCUUGCAUCGGAGAUCCCGACCUAGAGACUAAAUGA
Microthlaspi erraticum is the source of this 1263-nucleotide messenger RNA. Lineage: Eukaryota; Viridiplantae; Streptophyta; Magnoliopsida; Brassicales; Brassicaceae. The record is from the annotation of a GenBank genome assembly.